This is a messenger RNA of Carassius gibelio (silver crucian carp), 1514 nucleotides long. RefSeq lists its product as uncharacterized. The record is from RefSeq and is a predicted model, not a curated record. The coding region runs from base 11 to 1483 and encodes 490 amino acids. The transcript is spliced from 6 exons. NCBI's taxonomy places the organism in Eukaryota, Metazoa, Chordata, Actinopteri, Cypriniformes, Cyprinidae.
CCAGCUAUUCAUGGGUCUUAAUUUGGCGGAGGACUACACCAGCCCUGGCGAAUACACAGGAGAACUCAUUGGCGUGGAAUACUUAUAUUCCCAAACAAAUACAUCUUUUGAGGAAGACUUCGGUGCUGAUCCUGAUUCUCAAGAUGGGGUUCAGGAUGAAGACCUGAAGAUUGAUCUGGAGAGUGAUGAAGGGUUUGAGGAUGUAGACUUGGAUGGUGAGCCUCUUGAAAUCAUGGAGCUCAGCCUCGAUAUCCCAGAACCCUUGAGAGAUGAGCCACCGACUCAGAGCCAGGGGGUGCAGAGUCAUGUGGCAGAGUCUUCCUUGCCUGAGCCCAUAGAAGAUGAGCCAGCAACUCAGAGCCAGCUGGAGAGCCUGGGACCAGAUGGCAGACCGGGCUACGACCACGUCGUCCGGCUAGCCAACAGUCUUGUGGACCUCAGACAUGAGGGGUUUAUUACUCAGCAGAAGGUGGAUGAGAUUGUGACUCUCUGGGAUAAACUGUCAGAGUUUGACAAGGGCGCUCUCAUCUACCCAGCUCGCCACCGCGACAGGCUCAUGAAGGGGCGCUUCAAAGUCAGUCAUUCUGUGACGAAUGUGACCCCUGGAGCUGACAGUUUGAAGCGCUGCUUCCUUGGUGAAGGCAGUGGACCUGCUCAGUGGCCUAAUGCCAGCCGUCUGGUGAAGGCAGUCUGUCUGGCUUUAUGCAGAAUUUACCCUGCGGGUCAGACAGUGGCUGGUGUCAAGGUUAACAGGUGGGCUGUCAUUCUGCGUAACUACAGGAUCAUAAGAGAUGUAGUCCUGGACAGCCCCAGACUCAUGGCAGAAACAAGGUUGCAGCUGUUUGAGUUAAAUCAUCACACUCUUUCACAAUGGCACAAUGCUCGGAAAAGGAGGCAGGAAAAGGAGGUCUUGGAGCAGGGUAUUCAGACCUUUACCACUCCCUUGGUGGCCUCUGAACCCCUUCCACCUGUGCUGUUUAAGCAUCCGCAACCGGUCCGGCAUGGGCACCAAGCCUAUGAAUUCAACAUCCCGGUGGAUGCAUCAGGACAGGCAGUACAGCGUGUUCGUGGCCAACCUCCUAAAGUGGGCACAACAUCAGCAGCUGUUGGCAUGCCUGCUGCAGCACAGCAUGCCCAAGGGCAGCCUCCUCCUGUCCAGGAGGUCUUUGCAGUCUCUGACCCUGCCCGCUUGCUUCAAGCUACAGACACUGCAACUAUUGCUGAACCUCCUGCUACACCUCCUGGUCCAAAAGUGCCAAGGACCACAGCUUGGCGGCGGAGGAAGGCAGCGGAGGCAGCUGCAGCACAAGGUGCUACUCCAAAAAAAAGAAACCAGACUGAACAAUACAUUUGCCAAAAGUGUGGCCAACCAAAGACAAAAGAGUUUGGCCACAGUCGGUUCGGAGGUGCCCACUUUUGUGCAAAGUCAUCUGGCAAAACUGUGGAGCAGUGGAUGGAGGAGAUGAGAAGGGGACAAAAAUAAGUCAUAUUGCAUAUAUAUAUAUACAUUUACA